Molecule: messenger RNA, 1888 nt
Organism: Mastomys coucha (southern multimammate mouse)
Lineage: Eukaryota; Metazoa; Chordata; Mammalia; Rodentia; Muridae
Gene: C1galt1c1
Product: C1GALT1 specific chaperone 1
Exons: 1
Coding region: 533-1483 (316 amino acids)
Molecular function (GO): N-acetylgalactosaminide beta-1,3-galactosyltransferase activity
Source: RefSeq, a predicted model, not a curated record
AAGAAAGAAAGAAAAAAGAAAAGAAAGGAAGAAAGAAAGGAAGAAAGAAAAUGAAGAAAGAAAAGAGAAAUUUGAGUUUAAAUUGAGUAUCUGUUCAACUUACAGGUCUUGACCUAGAAGCUCUUUUAUAAUAGCCAGAAGUACUUACUAACAGUGCAAAUUUGUCUUACAAAAUUUUUAGAGAACGAUGGAAAAACAAUGUUCAUCACAUUAGUUUCUAGGCUAAUGCUUUGACUUGCCACUUGGUUAAAUAAAUGAUGUACAAAAUUACUCCUCUACACACGCACGCACGCGCACACACACAGACACACACACACACACCAAGUUCUACUCUGUGAAUGAGUUUCUAUAAUGUUUCAGUUUCUACCCAAUGCCAGUGGAAGGAUACUGAGAGUCCUUGUCACAGUAUGCUUCUCACCUGAUUUUAAGCAUGUGGACCUUAAACAUUAAGAACAAAUGUAAGUAUAUAAGAAAUAAACCAAGUAAAAUUAUUAAACUAUGUAUUUGAAAAGUCUUUUUCUUUGCAGGAAAAAUGCUUUCAGAAAGCAGUUCAUUUUUGAAGGGUGUGAUGCUUGGAAGCAUCUUCUGUGCCUUGAUCACUAUGCUAGGCCACAUUAGGAUUGGAAACAGAAUGCACCACCAUGAGCAUCACCAUCUGCAAGCCCCUAACAAAGAUGAUAUCUCGAAAAUUUCAGAGGCCGAACGCAUGGAGCUCAGUAAGAGUUUCCGGGUAUACUGUAUAGUUCUUGUAAAACCCAAAGAUGUGAGUCUUUGGGCUGCACUGAAGGAGACUUGGACCAAACACUGUGACAAAGCAGAAUUCUUCAGUUCUGAAAAUGUUAAAGUGUUUGAGUCAAUUAAUAUGGACACAAAUGACAUGUGGUUGAUGAUGAGGAAAGCUUACAAAUAUGCUUAUGAUAAAUACAGGGACCAGUACAACUGGUUCUUCCUUGCACGCCCCACUACUUUCGCUGUUAUUGAAAACCUCAAAUAUUUUUUGUUAAAAAAGGAUCCAUCACAACCUUUCUAUCUAGGACACACUGUAAAAUCUGGAGACCUUGAAUAUGUGAAUGUGGAUGGAGGAAUUGUCUUAAGCAUAGAAUCAAUGCAAAGACUCAACAGCCUUCUCAGUAUUCCUGAAAAGUGUCCCGAACAAGGAGGAAUGAUUUGGAAGCUAUCUGAAGAUAAGCAGCUGGCAGUCUGCCUGAAAUAUGCUGGUGUAUUUGCAGAAAAUGCAGAAGAUGCCGAUGGAAAAGAUGUGUUUAAUACCAAAUCUGUUGGCCUUUUCAUUAAAGAAGCAAUGACUAACCAGCCAAACCAGGUAGUAGAAGGAUGUUGCUCUGAUAUGGCUGUUACUUUCAAUGGACUGACUCCUAAUCAGAUGCAUGUGAUGAUGUAUGGGGUGUACCGGCUUAGGGCAUUUGGACAUGUUUUCAAUGAUGCAUUGGUUUUCUUACCUCCAAAUGGUUCUGAGAAUGACUGACAGAAAGCAAGAUCAUGCGUUUAGUAACUACAUUAAGACAUGGUAUCAUUUUUAAUUGAUAACAGAUCUAACAUAGUACUGUGUUUCUUUUUCUUAUCUGGUUACACUGGUAUAAUCACACAUUGAAUUCUACUUGUACAAUGUCAAAUGGAAUGCUGUUUUUCCCUUAUAUCAUUGGUGAGAAAUUUAAAUGUAUUAAAAAAUAAAUGUUUUAAGAAUAGCAAUUUUUCAAAUACAUAUUUAUUUAUAAGUAUCAUAUUUAUGUGAUAAAGACUAAAUUAUAGACAUUAAAAUCUGUGGUGUAUCUUUGCUUAUUGGUUUUAAACUCAUGUAUCAUUUUAGCUUUCUAAUAUAUGCAAAUGAGAUCUCUAGAGAGUGUGUGAUUAAAGAAUACUUGUAGCCCUG